Messenger RNA from Girardinichthys multiradiatus, 7000 nucleotides. RefSeq names its product contactin-associated protein-like 4. NCBI's taxonomy places the organism in Eukaryota, Metazoa, Chordata, Actinopteri, Cyprinodontiformes, Goodeidae. The transcript is spliced from 24 exons. Bases 92 to 4030 code for a protein of 1312 amino acids. The record is from RefSeq and is a predicted model, not a curated record.
CGGAGCUGGAGAGGAGAGGUGCGUGUCUCUCUCCUCCAGCAGCAGCAGGCGCUAACUCUCUCCGCAGCCUCCAGCUUUUUCCAUCAAGGAUAUGGGGACUACAAGAGACGCUGGGAUUAUUCCUCGGGUAGCCUGGCUUCUUCUCCUCCUUGGUUUGUCUGGGUCAACCGCAGAAGAUGUGUGUGACAUACCUUUGGUGUCCAAACUGCUACCUUCAUCCUUCAGAAGCUCCUCUCAGCUGUCCAGCAGCCAUGCGCCAGGAUUCGCCAAACUCAACCGGAGAGAUGGAGCUGGAGGCUGGUCGCCCCUCACCUCAGACAGGUAUCAGUGGCUGGAGGUGGACCUGGGCGAACGGACCAAGAUUACAGUUGUCGCCACACAGGGCCGCUAUGGCAGCUCUGAUUGGCUGACGUCUUACCAGCUGAUGUUCAGCGACACAGGACACAACUGGAAGCAGUACAGACAGGAGGACAGCAUAGGGUCUGUUCCAGGCAACACUAAUGCAGACAGCGUGGUUCAGUACAAACUGCAGCAGCUGGUCGUGGCUCGCUUCCUCCGCCUCAUUCCCCUGGACUGGAAUCCCAGCGGGCGGAUCGGACUGCGCCUGGAGACUUACGGAUGUCCUUACACCUCUGAUGUAGUGAGUUUGGAUGGCUACAGCGGUUUGGUGUACAGACUGAGUCCUGGAUCUAGGCGAGCUCAGAAAGAUGUCAUCACGUUGAAGCUUAAAACCAUGCGGAACUCUGGGACACUGCUGCAGGCGCAGGGAAGGGAAGGAUUCAGCCUAAGUCUGGAGUUAGAAAGAGGAAAAUUACUGCUGCUGUUCAGACAAGGUAGGGCUUUAUCUGCUGAACCUCAACGCCUUGUAUUUCUUGCAAGCCUUUUAGAUGAUCAGCACUGGCACUAUGUAGCAGUGGAGCUACACAGCUUUCACCUCAACUUCACUGUGGACAAGCACACAUUGAUGGUUAAAAUCCCCACAGAGUUCCACCACCUCGACAUAGAAGAGCUGAGUGUAGGGGCUGUUCCGGGUCUCGACACGCACAAACCAUUUCACUCCAGGAGAAACUUCCAUGGCUGCCUGGAAAACUUGCUGUUCAAUGCUCUCAAUCUGAUAGAACUUGCUAAACUCAAGGAUCACAAAGUUACUCUUCUGGGCAAUGUGACCUUUGCUUGUGCUGAGACAGUUUCUGUUGCCGUGACGUUUCCCGGCCCACAGAGCUUCCUCCAAUUCCCGUGGACAACGUUAUCCUCUUCAGGGAGCAUGUUGAUUGGGUUCCAGUUUAGGACGUGGAACAAGGCGGGGCUUUUGCUCACGUUUGACCUCCCUCAGCAAGUAGGCGUCGCCUGGUUGUUUCUGAGUGAGGCGAGACUCCGCUUGCAGAUCCAGAAAGGAGGGAGGGUGCUGCUGGAGCUCAGUGCAGGUUCUGCACUCAGUGACGGCCAAUGGCAUUCAGUGGAGCUGAACUGCAGACGAAGUCGUCUGACUGUCUCUGUGGACAAAGAUGAAGGGGCCAGUGCUCAGGCCAGCCUGUCAUUUCCUGUCACAGUAGAAAGUCACCUCUUCUUUGGUGGAUGUCCUGCUGGAGACAGUCAAGGAUGUAGAAACCACUUCAAUGCCUUCCAGGGCUGCAUGCGUUUAUUCAGUCUGGACAACAGAGUUAUGGAUUUGAUCGCAGUGCAACAAAAGCAGUUGGGAAAUUACAGCGACCUGCAGAUUGACGUGUGUGGAAUCAUUGACAGAUGUUCUCCCAGUCGCUGUGAACACAGAGGCCUCUGCAGUCAGACCUGGACCGUCUUCCACUGCAACUGUUCCGACAGCGGCUACAGUGGAGCGACCUGCCACAGCUCUGUGUAUGAACAGUCCUGUGAAGCAUACAAACACAACGGCAACACGUCGGGAUAUUUUUACAUCGACGUGGACGGCAGCGGACCCAUCAAACCACAGUUGGUGUACUGCAACAUGACGGAGAGCGACACAUGGAUGAUUAUUCAGCACAACAACACUGAGCUGACCAGAGUCCGACCGGCUCCUGGUUUGGACCAACACCUGGUCCACUUUAAUUACUCUUCUGAAGAGGAGCAGCUUAUAGGGUCUAUCAGCCAAUCACAGCACUGUGAACAGGAACUAUCCUACCACUGCAGGAAAUCCCGCCUUCUCAACACUCCAGAGGGGUCUCCAUUCAGCUGGUGGCUCGGGGGUCGCACUCCCGGCCGUGUGCAGACUUAUUGGGGAGGAGCUCAUCCAGGCAGCCAGCAGUGUGCCUGUGGCCUGCAGGGCGACUGUGUGGACCCACAACAUUACUGCAAUUGUGACGCAGACAGCUUGGAGUGGACUGAGGACUCAGGCCUGGUUACCCAUAAGGAAAACCUCCCAGUCAGAUCUCUGGUAGUGGGGGACAUCCAGAGGCCGGAGUCAGAGGCAGUGUACAGAGUGGGACCACUCCGAUGCUUUGGAGACAAGAACUUCUGGAACGCAGCAUUUUUUGACAAGGAGACUUCAUACCUCCACUUCCCCACCUUCCACGGAGAGCUGAGUGCAGACAUCUCCUUCCUUUUUAAGACCACAGUAUCCUCUGGAGUAUUCCUGGAAAAUCUUGGCAUCAAAGAUUUUAUCCGGAUCGAACUUAGCACGUCCACUCGAGUGGUUUUCUCGUUUGAUGUUGGUAACGGUCCGCUGGAAGUUCAAGUAGAGUCAACGGUACCAUUGAAUGACAACCGUUGGCAUCGAAUCCAAGCUGAGCGAAACAUAAAGGAGGCAUCCCUUCAACUGGACAACCUGCCUGUGGCCGCGCAGGAGGCUCCUGCUGAUGGACAUGUCCACCUGCAGCUCAACAGUCAGCUGUUCAUCGGAGGCACAGCAUCCAGACAGAGGGGUUUCAGAGGCUGUAUCCGCUCUCUGCAGCUGAACGGCAUCACCCUGGACCUGGAGGAAAGGGCGAAGAUCACACCUGGGGUUCGACCCGGAUGCCCAGGUCACUGCAGCAGCUAUGGCUCGCUUUGCCGCAACCAGGGCUGCUGUGUGGAGAGAACCAGGGGCUUUCACUGUGACUGCAGCUUGUCUGCUUAUACUGGAGUCUUCUGCCACACAGAGUUGUCAGCCAGCUUUAAAUCUGGAACAUCUGUCAGAUACACCUUCAAGGAGCCCUACGAGUUGACCAGGAACAGCAGUGCUCUGCCGUCCUCCAUCUACACCGACACGACGCUGAGAGGAGAGAACGUCUCCUUAAACUUUAGGACGGCACAGAGUCCAGCUCUGCUUCUUUAUGUCAGCUCCUACUACAGAGAGUACAUGGCUGUGCUCAUCAACAAGCAUGAUAAGCUCGAAGUGAGAUACAAGCUGGAAGGAAACCGAGACGCUGAAGUGUUGAGGAGCAGCAGCGCGAAGAAUCUGGCAAAUGGACAGCUGCACAGCAUUACCAUAAGGAGACUGACCCACACGGUGUCUGUGCAGGUUGAUCAAAAUGCCAAAGAGGACUUCAAUCUCACAUCUGAUGGAGAGUUUAAUGCCAUCAAGUCGCUGGUGUUGGGAAGAGUGCAUGAGCCUGAUGACUUAGAUCCCCAGCUGGCCAGGCUGGCAUCUCUUGGUUUUACCGGCUGCCUUUCAGUAGUUCAGUUCAACUCUAUAAAUCCUCUGAAAGCUGCUCUGCUCCACCCAGACACCAGCCCCAUCAUCAUCACUGGACCUUUGGUUCAGUCCAGCUGUGGCUCUGCAGCUUCAGCCAAUCCCUACGCAGCUGAAAACAAACACCAUAUAACAGACCAGUCUGGUUCAGUGGGCUCAGGUCAACCUUUAGUCAAUGCUAUCAGGACUGACUCGGCUCUGAUUGGAGGUGUUAUAGCUAUCGUCAUCUUCGUGAUUCUCACUGGCUUGGCCAUCACUGGCCGAUACCUGUACCAGAGGAAGGACACGUGUCGAAACCAAGAGGGCAAUGGGGUCAAACAGGAGGACAGUCCAGAUUUUCCUUUUAGCAACCAGACUGACUCCCAGAACCUGUCCACUGAAAAUCCAAAGGAGUACUUUAUCUAAAAGGAGUUCCGAUGAUCCGACAUGCUGCUGGUGUUUUAUAGUGUCGGGGGUGCAGACGGGGAGCAUCCUGAAGCUCCUCAGGACUUGUCAGUCUACUCAACAGCCUUCCAGACACUUUGUUACAUAAAGUGGCUUAACAGCAAGGCGAAGGCAAAAGCAAACAGUUUGGUGUUGUGUUUCUGUUGCUUUACUGUAAAUUGUGGAUAUUCUGAUACAAACAGGCAACAGUGUUUGACUUCAAGGUGGUAAUAUGCAUUUUCAGAACUAUAUAUUUAAAAUUGAAUUGUUGAACUUGUCAAUCUUCGUCGAGCUCUGCCCCCUAGUGGCAACAUAUAAAGAUGAUUUCCAGAUUCAUGUAUUUGGUUUUGGAAGGACUUCACAAAAUAUUCAUUAAUGUUUUGUUUUUCUCCAAUUUUCAGAUGUAACUUUUUAAUUUUCUUCAUGCAUAUUUUGGUUUCAGAUUACAAAGCUUCUUACACAGCGUGACAAACUUAUUCCAAAAUUUAAGCACACAUUUUGUACAAUAUAAAAGGUACAGUUAGUAUUGUUGAAAAUCAUUGCAUCAAAGGAAAUGCAAAAAUUUUACUAUGAACUUUGAAGAGCAUUUAGGCUCAUCAUAGUUGCUUUACCAACUCCAUUCCCAUUUUUUCCACCAGCUUUGACACAAAGGCUCCUGUGCUCUGAGCCGGAUAUUUUCCUCAGGAGACAGUGGAGACCAAAACCAGUUCUUAAUAAGGCAGAAGGUUGCUUUUAUCAGAUUCAAACCACUCUAAGUGAAUGAGAGUGCUCACGCUGGAACUGUUUAAUAUGUAAAUAUGUUUAGCAGUUCUAACCACAGCCCUGGUUCAGUUGGUAAAGCCUGUGGUUAGAUGCGGUAAGCAUCAAAUAAUUGCUUAGUCAAUAAACAGAAAAUGAAAAUAGCUUGUCAUUGCAAGAGACUGAAUCCAAGGCUGCAAUAGAUUGCAGUUUGCCACAAACAGCUAUGUAGAAAGUCCAGACUAAACACUAGGAAACAGGCAAUAAUUGCUGAUUAUACUUUUUUCCUAAGCUGACCUGUUUUUUUAGAGAAGCUCCCAUCAUGAAAAAAGCUUCACAAUUGUGACAAAUACAAAAUUAGCAGCGACGGACAUCGUUCCGCACAUCCUCUUGGUCGUGACAGGUUGUUUUCACCAAGGCAAAGUGAAUUCCUGCAUUUUGUGUUGGGAUCCAAUAAAUGUUAAUUUUGCAUCUUGUUAAAAUCUAUGAGGCAUGACGGCUUCAGAAGUUAUGAAGAAAAAGUUUCAUUAAAGUGACCGAAUUCCCUAUUACAUACAUUUCAUCAAAUGGUCAGUCGUGACUAAGUAGGUCAUUUCCAGGCUUAGACAUUUUAAGAUUUAGCUUGAAGCUAAUGAGGAAAAGUCUCAUCAGCCUCAGGCUAAUGAACCUAAAACACUUUGCUAAAAGUUAGAUUAAAACUCCAUGCCUGGAGCUGCAAAGCUAAUUUUGCAUGUGAAAAGGGAGCCUGUUUUUGCACUGCAGAAGGGGAAAAAAUUCAUAAUACAUUCCAAUAGUUGAACAUCUUUUUGUAGAAAUAGGUGGCUUAACACAAGCUUGGAUGUCUGAUGUAGAUACCAAAAAUUAGGUAUCUUUUUAAAACUGACAGAGGAUCGUUGAAAAACAAUGGACCAAGGGGUCAGAGGCUUUGAUUUUUUAACAUUUUAACAUUUGCUUUUCAUUUGUGGUCAGGGGUUGUAGCAGACAAUAUUAUUAUUCCCAAUCAAAAUCAAGAAGUAUUUUAAAAAAUAUGAAAGAAAAUAGGCGAGCAGAAAGCAGCUGAGAGCACAGAAAGAUGGUAUGUUCUGAAAGUGGAACAUCAAGAGGAGCAUUACCAAGGGGAAAGUAGUGAAAGCAAAGUCAUCUGAUCAAAUUUAGGUUUAUUUAUGCAAUAAGAAGGAAGACAUGAGAAAUAAUCUAUAAGAGCAGUAGCUUUUAAGAAUUAAACUUCUUAAUAAGUCUUUUUUCCAUACAAUAAGUCCAUGUUUUGCCCUUCAGGGUACAAGACCUGUGCAGUAACAUAACUUUCAAACUAUUCAUCUGAGCCACUGUCUAUUACACCACUCAUACUCUGCAAGCAAUUUAGUAAUUUUCCUCACAGCAAGUAUUUUGGCCAUAAAGAGUAACUUCAAACUAAUGCUACACGGGUCAUGUUUGGAAUAGAGGUUAAACUGCUUCAAUUGGCAUUCACAGUCAGAUACUGUGAAUGCUGUCGCAGGUAAAUUACUUUUCCACAAUGAAUAAAAACUGUGGAAAGGCCAUUUGUGAUUUUUUUUAGGCUUCUAACUUUCAAGAUCUUUAGGCUUUUUGGCUAUACAUCUCCAUUUAGCUUUUUUUUUCUACCUCUUGCUGCUUGCUACUUGCAGGGAACUUUCCCUCAACACCCUCACAUCAUUCGGUGCACCCUGAGAGCAUUCUUAGAUAAUAAUCUGCUUUGAUAUGCAGUUGGAUGUGGACACAGUGCCAAACUGAGAUGUAGCGAAUUAGACAACUAAGUCAGACUUUUUCAAGCAGACAUCCUUGUAAUCAAUAGUAAACAUCUCAAGUGCAGCUUAUGUGGAAACAGCAUUGUUUGUGGAGGGAGGAUGAGAAGCAUAUCAAUUAUCCAAGUUCAUAACAAACACAACUAUCUCCAGCCUAACUUCUGAAGAGCAGAUGUGAAUUUAAUGACAGGUUGUUAAACUUUAUCUCAUAUGUAUUUUCCAGAGGAAGGAGUGAGCAGAGUUCAGCUUGGUGCAGUGUCAGUCUUCUCGGUGGUAUUUCUGCUUCUGUUAUAAUGUAGUCGUAGUUGUGUAGCGCAGACACCACACUGGAUCAGAUUUGUAGAUAACAUUGAGUAAAAAUGGAGAAGAUUCUUCAUCAGUGCAGCCGGGAAACAAAUGUUUACACAAUGAUGACAUGGAUCAUAAUAAAGUGAACCAGUGAUUUGUUUUAAAA